AUGAGUAGUAUCUCGGAUGAGGCACUUUUCGAUCGAUCAAUUUCAUCGAAGAUUUGUUUUCCAAACAUUGAUUCUCUUUCAGUAAAAUGUCCUAUCAAUGAUCAAUACUGGUCGAUGGUUUCAAAUUUACAGCAAGUCUCAUCGCUUUCAUUACGUUUCACUACUAAUUUUUCACAAUCUGAAUUACAAACUUUUCUCAAUAGAAUGCCUCAUCUUCGCUCAUUGACUAUUCGUCAAAAUGCAUCAUUACCUUUGUCAAUGUCAUUAUUUAAUUGUACAUUUCCAUCAUCAAUUCAUUAUUUGCAUUUAGAAUAUUGUAAACAUUAUUUCAAUGAAGAAGACUGUAUUAUAUUAACUCAUUCUUCAUUGAUUAGUCAGAUUAAGCAGCUUGACAUUCUAGUGAAGAAUCGUGAAAGUAUUAUUAUUCUUGUGAACAACAUGUCCAAUCUUUGUACAUUACGUGCUCGUUUUACGGAUGAAAUAAUCUUUGAAUCUAGGCCUUCAAGAAUACGUAAUAACGUGGAUGCUGAAAUUAUCCUAUGCAAAGAUGAAGAUAUUCAAUGGUUGGUCACCCAUUUACCAUCAACCUGUGCAAUAAGUAGACAUCCAUGUUGUGUUAAUCAUCUUCGAAUAUGGAUUAAAUAA
Messenger RNA from Adineta steineri, 645 nucleotides. Lineage: Eukaryota; Metazoa; Rotifera; Eurotatoria; Adinetida; Adinetidae. The record is from the annotation of a GenBank genome assembly.